Messenger RNA from Rana temporaria (common frog), 1549 nucleotides. RefSeq names its product tectorin beta (gene TECTB). The record is from RefSeq and is a predicted model, not a curated record. Bases 273 to 1262 code for a protein of 329 amino acids. The transcript is spliced from 11 exons. Lineage: Eukaryota; Metazoa; Chordata; Amphibia; Anura; Ranidae. Gene Ontology annotation, cellular component: cell surface.
AUCACUACUCUUUAGCCUUUAGACUAUAAAAGGGAAGAUACCUGUACAGUACAACUCAGAUGGUUCUCACUGGGAGAAAAAAUACUUAUAUACAGUCAUAUAAGACUGACAAGACAUGACUGUCCAAAUUGCCAAACCUUGAAUAAAGCAGGCACAGAAUAUGGAGGCAAUAAAGGGGACACUCCUGGAUCUCUGAGACGUUGGGCUUUUCUAGAUACUGAGUGGUGAUUGCCUUCCUGAAAUUUUUUUAUGUUUUAUUUUGCUUUGAAGAAAUGGUGCUUUUUACCCUCAUUGUGCUUAUUGUUUUGAUAGCAAGCACUGCAGGAAAGUGUAUCCCCAAUAAACAAGAUGUGAUCAUAGUACAUUGCUAUCCUAAGUCUAUUGUGGCUAAAAUUCCAGAGUGCCCCUAUGGAUGGGAGAUUACCCAGCUGGCCCUGGGCGGAGUGUGUUAUAAUGGCAUUAUUGAGUCUGGUUACUAUCAGUUUUCCAUUCCCGAUCUGUCGCCCAGAAAUAAGUCAUACUGUGGAACACAGUCUGAUUUCAAGAACCCGAUCUACCAUUUCUACAACUCAAUAGUGUCCAACGACAGCACCCUGGUUGUGAAAAACCAGCCUGUGAACUACUCCUUCACCUGCACCUACCAGUCCAACUAUUUGGUCAGCCAUGCAGCUUUUGACCAAAGAGUAGCCACAGUUCAUGUGAAAAAUGGGAGCUCAGGAUCCUUUGAAACCCAACUGUCUCUCAAUUUCUACGCUAAUGCCAAGUUUUCCACCCAAAAAGAAGCUCCGUUUAUUGUGGACACAUCAGACAUUGGCACCGAUGUCUACGCUGGAGUCGAAGCCAAAGGAAUCAGCAGCAGGUUCAAGGUGGUCCUGAAUUAUUGCUGGGCCACUCCAGCUCUGGACUACGCCUUCCACAUUCAGUGGCAGCUCAUUAGUAAAGGGUGCCCCUCAGAUGACUCAAUUAUUGUGCAUGAAAACGGGAAGAACAGCCGAGCCACGUUUCAGUUUAACGCGUUUCGCUUCCAGAAUGUCCCCAAACUAUCCAAGGUCUGGCUGCACUGCGAGACCUUCCUGUGUGACAGCGAAAAGUUUUCCUGCCCGGUGACUUGCAACAAGCGGAGGCAACAGAAGGAGCAGACAGGAGGGGUCCUGGUGGCUGAAUUUGUCCUGCGGAGUGCUGCGUCUUUAUUUAACGCCGGACUUGCAGUGAUCCUGCAUCAUCUCCUGCUCACUGUGGGGAUCUGUAGAAUCCUGUCCUAAUCCUGAACCACCUCAACGCAUUUUAUCACACCUGCAAACAAGAUGGAGUCUGCCACCCAGAUUCACAAGCAUGGCCUCAGGAACAUGCCCAGCAAACAUAGCAGAAUGCAUGAAUCUGUGACAAUUUCCCGGCCUUUACAAAGUCUGGGAGCGGAAAAAAUUCUAGACUAUAUAUUAGCUAAAUUAACUUCGGGGCUGGAGUCUGAAUUCCUGGACGUGUGUUAAACUAUUUUAAUACAUGCUUCACAAUGGUGCAAUAAACCUGUAAAUAAAAGUGUUUUUUUCCA